Brassicogethes aeneus is the source of this 1596-nucleotide messenger RNA. The record is from the annotation of a GenBank genome assembly. Lineage: Eukaryota; Metazoa; Arthropoda; Insecta; Coleoptera; Nitidulidae.
AUGGCUGAACUUAGAGAAUUGCCGACUGGUUGGGAAUGCAAAGUGGAUGAAAAAACAGGAAAAAAUUAUUUUAUAAAUCAUUAUACAAAAACCACAACUUGGGAAGAUCCAAGGCCUCGUAACAGAGCGCUACAAACAACCCCGAGACACUUUUCCAACAUGCCUAUAGAACAUGUACCCAUGCAGCAUGGAUCACCUGAUUUAAGGAGAAAUUACGUGUAUCCAAGUCACCAGCCUCCAAUGCCUGCUUUUCAAAUACCUGGACAUCAUAGUCCUAAAAUUAUUCCUUUACAGGAGUUUCAUUCUAUACCAAGGAUGAGUCCCCUUUCAGUUAGAGGGAAUAGAGUUCAGGAUAGUUCUUUGACAAUUGUUCCACAUACUGACGAUGCUGUUUCCAAAAUUAAUACCAUGUUUCCAACUGUUUCUGAGACUCACAUUAGGCUUCUGAUGAAAAAGUAUCACAACCGCGAGGCGCUGGUCAUCAGCGCCCUUCAAGUGGAAAAAAAUCCGAUCGCGACGCCCGGGCCGUUCGCCACGCCGCCCCCGCAGAGGGCGCCGAUGCACGCCACGCCGCCGCCCGGCGUGCGCGCGCAGACCUCGCGGGGCGGCAGUCCCGUGUACAGGACGCAGACGUCCUCGGGCCCGAACAGCUGUUACGCUGGCUCGCCCAGGAUGGGCGGCGACGCCGCGUACAGGAGCUCGCCCAGGCCGCACUCGUCGCCCAAGCUUAAACUAAGGUACAUGAAGUCCAUAUUCCCGCAAGCCGAGGAAACGGUCAUUUUGGAGGUGCUUCAAAACAACGACAACAACAUACAGAAAACGUCCGAGAAUCUGAAGGAAAUGGGCUUCGACAAGAAGGACACCGUCAAGGCGGCCCAGCAAAAGCUGGAUCAGAAAAAAGAAGAGGAACGCAUCGAGGAGGCCAAGCUGGACAGGCCUCCCACGCCGCCUCCGAUUUUGAAGAGUACCGAGGAAAAACAGCUAAUUAAGGAAAAGCUGAAACAAAAAUACAAAGACGUUCAAGAUCAUUUGAUCAAAAUGGCGUUGGAAAGUGUAGAUUUCGAUGAGUCCAGAGCCAACCAGAUUCUACAAAUUAUGGUGCAGGAGGAUAAAAACAACGAAAAAAUGAAUGAAAUAAAAAUCGAAGAAGAAAAACAAAUAACGGAAGUUGAUUCGCCAGCUCCAUCGACUUUACCAAUCUCACAGAGCAGAAUGUCCAUAAAAUCUCUGCUUAAAAGUGAGAAAAAUGACAAGGAAAAAACUAGUUUUAAUAGGGUUAUCGAGGAAAACGCAAAAGACGACUUUAAAUCGCCAUAUCUUUCAAACACGAUGGGACGCAAUUUAGAUAUAACCAGAGGACCAAAUGAAAAAUUACUACUUGAGGAUUACGUGAAGUGGCAAGGACCGAACGCAAACUUCAGAAAGGGUCCUCAAACCUUAGCCAAAGGCUCCAAUAAAUCCCUACUUACAAACCGCUCUUACGCGGCCUGCGGGCCAAACUCCGAACUACGCAAAGGCCCGAAAUUUUCCCUGGCCAAAGGCAGCAUAUUCUCGCAUAUGAAAUCUGUAAUGGUCGGCGAUGCGAGAGGAAAAUAA